Varanus komodoensis (Komodo dragon) is the source of this 3191-nucleotide messenger RNA. RefSeq names its product MON1 homolog A, secretory trafficking associated (gene MON1A). The record is from RefSeq and is a predicted model, not a curated record. NCBI's taxonomy places the organism in Eukaryota, Metazoa, Chordata, Lepidosauria, Squamata, Varanidae. The transcript is spliced from 7 exons. Gene Ontology annotation, biological process: protein targeting to vacuole; vesicle-mediated transport. Bases 373 to 2025 code for a protein of 550 amino acids.
AGCGCGGAGCACUUUCCUGGCUGUAGCCGACAACUCUCAGCCGCUUGGUUUGGACAGCCUGUCCGAGGCUGCGGUGCCCGAGUCCUCCGAGGAGAGCAGCGAGCUGAGCGCUCCCUCCUCUUCCCCUUGGGCGUGCGUCCUUCCCCCUCUGCUCAGACCUCGCAGCAGCGGCGGGACCAGCCUCCGCUCUCGGCGCCGCUGCAGCCCGUUCCUGUCAAAUUGUCUUUCCAGCCCAAACCCAGAUGGUGAAGAUGGAGUGCCUGUGACAAGCAAAGAUGCUCCACCUUCUCCUGGUCCUGCAUUGCUUUAUGAAACAUUUGCGCCUUACUGUGUUACAAAAGGAAUCCUCCUGUCUCCAAUAGUUCCCGGGCAAUGGCUGCUGAUGUUUACAAGAAGAAAGACAGAGAUGUGCCUGAUGGAUUAUUGGUCCCAGGUGAUGGGCAGCAUGCUGAGAGGUCAGAGAGCCCUACGCCAGGACUUGCUCAGGGCACAGAGCCAGGGGCAGGUCAGGAGGGAGCCAUGUUUGUUCAUGCUCAGUCUUAUGAAGACCUAACUGGCACAGAUAAUCAGGAUGCAGCUCCUCAAAGCUCAGAUGAGAGAGAAGAAAGCCAGAGUGAUCAGACAAAGAUGGAGGAAAUCAGCAAGGACUUCAGUGAACUGAGCACACAGCUUACUGGUAUUGCACUGGACUUAGAAGAAGAGAUAAGACAGAAUCAUGAGGGCACCGCGGAGUUCUCACCACAGGCCUCACGUCGAGAUUCAGUCCUGUCAGGGAAGGAAGAAGAAGACAUAACCAUGGAUGCUUGGCGCAUGCAUCAGAAACAUGUCUUUGUUCUAAGUGAGGCAGGCAAGCCAGUGUAUUCCCGCUAUGGGUCUGAAGAAGCCUUGUCUAGCACCAUGGGGGUGAUGAUGGCUCUUGUUUCUUUCCUCGAAGCUGAGAAGAAUGCUAUCCGGUCUAUCCAUGCAGCAGAUGGGUACAAGGUGGUGUUUGUGCGCAGGAGCCCCUUGGUGCUGGUCGCUGUGGCUCAGACACGACAGUCAGAGCAAGAAAUUGCCCAGGAGCUCCUCUACAUCUACUACCAGAUGGUCAGUCUCUUGACCUGGACACAGCUCAACCGCAUCUUCCAGCAGAAGCAGAACUACGACUUGCGAAGGCUGCUGGCAGGCUCUGAGCGCAUCACAGACAACCUGCUAGACCUAAUGGCUAGGGACCCCAGCUUUCUGAUGGGAGCCGCUCGUUGUGUGCCUAUGGCAGCGGGAGUCAGGGAUGCUGUGAGUUCCUGCCUCCAGCAAGCCAAAGCUAAAAGCCUGGUGUUCGGCAUCCUCCUCUCCAAGAACCAGCUAGUUUCCCUGGUGAGGAAAAAGGAGCAGUUCCUGCAUCCAAUUGACCUCCACUUGCUCUUUAACCUCAUUAGUUCAUGCUCCUCAUUUAGAGAAGGAGAAGCUUGGACUCCUAUCUGUCUGCCCAAGUUCAAUUCCAGUGGUUUCUUCCAUGCCCACAUUUCCUACUUAGAGCAAGAUGUGGACUUGUGCCUUCUCCUGAUUUCCACUGAUCGUGAGGACUUUUUUACCAUGUCUAACUGCAAGCGCAAGUUCCAAGAACGCCUGAAGAAGCGAGGCGUUUAUCAUGCCCUCUUGGAGGCACUACGCACUCCUUUCUAUUGUGCCUCCCAGGUGGGACUCCCCGACCUUCGACACUUCAUCUACAAAUCUAAGAGUUCUGGACUCUUCACUAGCCCAGAGAUAGAUGCUCCGUACAUCACAGAAGAGGAAAAGGAGAGGCUUCUGGGAUUGUAUCAGUAUUUACACAGCCGGGCCCAUAAUUCCGCCCGUCCUCUAGCGAACAUCUAUUACACUGGAUCAAAUGAAAACCUUCUGGCUUGGGUAACUAGUGCAUUUGAGCUUUAUGUAUGCUUCAGCCCUCUGGGAACCAAAGCAUCAGCUGUCAGUGCUGUCAACAAACUUAUGAAGUGGAUCCGCAAGGAAGAGGAUCGGCUCUUUAUAUUAACACCCCUGACCUACUGACUGCUGCUGCGGCUUGUGCUAUCUGCCCAAUGGUUACUGAACUCCUCAGUGCCAGUGAAUGUCCAAAAGAAUUUCCUCACACUCCUAGUGGGAUUCUGGACUUUCCUCUAUGAGAUACAUUCUUUCCCCAACCAUGAACUGGGUUCACAGGGAACUGGGAGAGAAGAAGAUGCAGGUCUGUGGGUAGCAGAGCUUUCCACCCACAGAUGGUAUCUGGGAAGGAGGCUUACAUUUCAGUUUGCAUUAGAUUUUAAACUAUUGCAUCUGGAACUGAAACAUGCUAUCCUACAAAUGCUAACCAAGGCUCUCUUCAUCCUGGAUGUAAAAUGCCUUUUCUGCCAUUUCUUGCAUUUCUUCUUUGAGACUGCCUUAAAAAAAUCCAGUCCUUACCUCUAUUCUGGUGAUAGACAAAGUGUUCUUAGAUGGCCAAGAUGCAGAGGAAGCACUAAGUUGUUUAUCUGAUCCAUACUCUUUACAAACUCUCCAAAUACUCUCACGUAAUCUGUCUUAGAUGGGGGCAUCCACCUAGCUCUUUAAGGUGUACGCAGGUCUUCCCUAACCUGGUGGCCUGCAGAGGUUUUGGCCAAGAGCUCCUGCCAGCAUAAUCAGUGGUAACCCAAAGCAUCUGGAGAUUGUUAAAUUGGGGAAGGCUUGUACAGGUAAUCCAAAUAUCAUGUGCCUACUGGAUAGGAGGGUGUUUUACAAAUAGUAUACCCCCUCAAGUGUUUCCCUUUGGAAUUGGCUUAACUGACAACUUCCUUCUAGUUUUAAACCUGACUAAAAUGUCAGACUUGUAUAACCAAAUUCAUUAGUGUUUUACAUCAUAUCAUCACAUACAACUUUUUGUUGAAUUAUUCUUUUUUUAGUACAAAAAAUGUGCAGAUUCAAAGAGUGAGUAAAGCACUCUGCCCAAAACAACAAGGAACUCUUAUCUGUUGAAUGGUUGUUAAUUUUGAUUACUCAAUUUAGACCAAGGGUUUAUUUUAGACCAAAUCUUUAGACCAAGAGGAAACCAAAACUCAGCUUUGAUUCACUGAAAGUCAUAAUGAUUUAAACUGGGAGGUUACAAUGAUUAAGUAUAUUUUCACAAUGAAGCUCAAACUGGUUUUCCCUAUAUCUGUAUAUAAUGCAAAUAAAAUGCCUGCAGUGGCAGCCUUUUGAUUUCA